AGGCAUCCUCUGCGGGCAGCGUGCCGAGCAGCCCGGCGUCCAAGCGCGCCGACUCCGCGCGGACCGGGUGCAGCUCCGGGUCGCCGCCGACGCAGGCCGCCUCCACGGGCAGCGGACAGAGCAGCGCGGGGCCCCCCGCCUCGGGCAGCAGGACGGCGAGCUCGAACUCGAGGUCGCAGCGCCACUGGAAGAUGUACCACCAGCAGCAGCGGAGCACCAGCAGCUCCAGCGCCGAGGACUUAGAGUCGAGGGUGAAGGCGACUAGCGACCGCCAGCCUCAUCCAGAUUCGGGCGACGAUCAGCACAGCCCACGCCCCGCGGCCUCUGCCGCGGCAAGGCGGCGCGGCGGCGGGCGCUGCGCAAAGCGGCCGCGCGGCGCAGCGCGGCGGCC
Prorocentrum cordatum is the source of this 391-nucleotide messenger RNA. The record is from the annotation of a GenBank genome assembly. Lineage: Eukaryota; Dinophyceae; Prorocentrales; Prorocentraceae.